Messenger RNA from Orbicella faveolata, 2034 nucleotides. Its product is annotated as neuropeptide FF receptor 2-like. The record is from RefSeq and is a predicted model, not a curated record. Gene Ontology annotation, cellular component: plasma membrane. Gene Ontology annotation, molecular function: G protein-coupled receptor activity. NCBI's taxonomy places the organism in Eukaryota, Metazoa, Cnidaria, Anthozoa, Scleractinia, Merulinidae. Gene Ontology annotation, biological process: G protein-coupled receptor signaling pathway.
UGAAUAACAGAUUUAUUUCUGAAAAUAAAAGUCUUUACUAUCAGUUAAAUGGAUGUACACAGGCUCGGCGUUAAUUAUCGCCUAGAACUGAACAGCACGUACGUACACCUGCAUUGCACGUCAGUUUAUAAUAAUGUAUAUAAAAGAUCAUAUUUUCAUGUAUGAUGCCAAGUUUGGGACAAACUGUCAGUGACGUUGUUUGGAAAGGCUUUCAAUGAAAAUUAUUCCAUUAUUUAUUGACUCUGUCACUUUCCCACACGCCUAUCAGCAUAUCUUUAUUUCAACAUGCGUCACUAAAAUGGACUUUAUAAAUGAGUGACCACUUUCUCAGGCACAGAAUUUAAAGAAACGAGCUCGCGAUUCUUUGUAUGUUAACAGCAGUCAACCCAGACGAUUGCAAAAAAAUACUUGACCGUGUACAGAAGAUCAAACAGAAACAUGUUUGAGAACACCAACGUUAGUUGGCCAUCCAUAAACAGUUCUCUGGCAAAGCAAGAUGCUCGAAACGUUACCGACCGAGAUUGCCCUAAAGCGGACUCCACAACGGAAGUAGCAGUGAAAGCCCUGGCUUAUUUUGCCAUUCUUCUUGUUUCAUUCGUUGGUAAUAUCUUUCUCGUCUUGGUUAUUUACAAGAACAAGCAGUUGAGAAAGUCGAUUAAUUACAUUGUUUUCAACAUGGCCAUGUCCGACCUUUUCGCUCCGUUGACCAUCAUGCCCAUCAAAAUAGUGCCGAUCAUUUCAGGGUCUUAUUCUUGGAAAGUCGACAGUCCGCAGAUACUGGGAAACACUUUGUGCAAACUUUGCUACUUUCUUCCCGAUGUUUCUCUUGCUGUUUCCAUCCAAAGCCUCCUGAUAAUGUCAGUGGACAGGUUUAUCGCUGUCGUCUUCCCUCUCAGUGCAAAACUCAUCUCAUCAAAGGUGCGUUUGACGAGCAUUCUGUGCACAUGGAUCAUUGCCGUUGCAGUUCAUGCGCCUUAUUUCUACACUUUCCGGCUGACCACCUUACAAAAUGAGAGUUAUUGCAUUUCAUCUUGGGCACCGGCAUUUGACCACGAAGAGACAAACAGGAGAUAUAUCACAGCUACAUUCAUCGCUUUUAUCAUUGUACCCAUUUGCCUCUUAGCUCUUGCAUAUAGCUCCAUAGCGUUGACUCUGAAGAAGAAGUUCAAGCAACGUAAACAGCAACUGUCUUGCCACCAACACCAUCGAGACCGACAGUUCAGAAAAGUUAUUCGACUGUCAGCUGCGAUAAUGAUGGCCUUUAUUUUCUGUAUGGUUCCACAGCUUGUAUUCGUAUUUACUCGAGUUUUCCUAUGGAAUUGGGAAGUGCCACCAAUUUGUGUAUUCCGCAACGGCAACGCGAUCCCAUUCAGUGCCACCUUUAUGAUGCAUUCCUGGAGCGCUAUAAACCCAUGUAUUUGUUUUGUUUUUAACCGAAACUAUCGUAACAGUCUUAAACAUGUGCUAUUCUUUGGUCGUUUUAGUCGCAUGAAAUUCGACUUGAAAGAUAACCAGCUAAAGGAAACAAAAAUGACAUCGAUUCACAGUCUCCGAAGCAGUCAAAGUACGCCGCAUUCAACCAAACUUUAAAACCGAACAUCAAAUAUUGCAGACUGGCUGAAUUCACAUACACUUUCUAAAGGAUACAGCAACAGCUUAUCAUCAACACCUCUUUGCCAAUAUCAAGUCAAACUGAGUCUUUCGAUCUCCAACAAACUUUGAACCUCGAUGCAGGAGUACUGUACGAUUUGAUUGCUGGAGAGAAGACGGCCAGUUGUUAGAGAGAACUAUUUCAGCGUGUCUUGAUUCAAGAGCACUUCUAAAGUAUAGUUUCACCGAAGAAUCGGCUUUUCUUGUCUGCUUGAUCCAAUGACAUUGAUUUUAAGAGAUUAAUAAGAGAUUUCAAGUGCAUUUUAGUGGAACAAUUCACCUAUUCAGGGUCCGUAAAACAUCGCUUAACUUAAGUGAUCCUGUAGAAUAUAUGUAAGUCGUAUCUUUGAAUAUUAAGAGUAAAGAAAGAGUAGCAAACGGUCA